AUGAUGCGUCCAGCCGCGGAGGAAUACACUCGAAGGCAACUUGGUGCGGAAGCUAGCGGUUCGGGCAUGCUGAAAACCAUUUUGACCGUCGUCGGUUGCGCUGUUGCCUACUUGGGAUUGAUAAUUGCCUUAACGGUCUUCUGCAGCAUGCGAAUGGUUCGUGCACGUCGAAAGCGGUCACCCAAAGCACUUAAAAUCCACGAAAAUGGCCAGUUGUUGACACCAGGAGGUGAACCAAAUGGAGCUGGUGGAAUGAACGGUACCCCGCAAAACAGCGCAUGUGGUCCUGGAAAUGCCUUCGACUCCGGGUUGCAUAUGACUGGUGCGGGAUCUGGAGUUAGCGGUAGCGGGGCAACUUCAUUUGGUCAUGUGUAUGCGCAUCACACGCCAACAUUAUUAAGUUCAAAUACGACAGCCAUGAGAAAUGGGGUUUUUUACGCGGAAGGUGAGAACCUUCGAAAUACUGGAACGCAUGCAUCAAUCACUCCUACAGGACUGGGGGCAGCGUGUUUGCAGGCUCCAUCUGGUGCUCCACAAGACAGUCACGAUUGGCGAUCAUGGAAUACCCACGGUUACUUUUGUCCUUCCGAACAGCAGUCCAAGGUACCGCACGGGACACCAGCUGGCCCACUGGAGUUAACCUCCGAGUCCAACACGGAGAGCGUUGGGGUGCAAUCACAUGGUCACAUGCGCACUCAUCCUCUGCACUCAACUCCUUGUGGUUACCCAUACACACAUCGGACAUCGGGCGCGGAUAACAGCACGAACACUACCACAGCAUCCGAGCCGCUUCUAAUGUCCGCGCCACCACCGACGCCACUGGAUUCUCGCUCACACUUCAGCGGCAUAUCCUCGGGCAACUCGACCAGUUUGUAUUCCCGUUCCUUGCUAAGCGGGGCUUCUAACACCGGGCUACAAGCCGGUGGUGCCAGUCAUGGUGCUCAAACUAAUGGCGACGUCUAUGGCCCUGCUUCCAUUAGCCAAGCUGAUCGAAUGCACUAUCCGCGUUCCGAAUUGCAGAUUGAGGGUAUCCUGGGAAAAGGGAUCUUUGGUGAUAUUUUUCUCGCCAGAGCACGCAACAUACAGGAGGAUGAAAGUCAGUCACUUGUUCUGGUCAAGUCUUUAGCAUCACAUGAGUCAACGCAUAUUAACGAGUUUCAUCGCCAGUUGGAACUUUUUGGCAAAUUAAAUCACGAACACGUGACCAGGUUGCUUGGAAUUUGCAUGGAACAAGAGCCCUUCUACAUGCUGCUGGAGUAUUGUGAAUGGGUAAGAGAAUCGAAGUAA
Molecule: messenger RNA, 1287 nt
Organism: Dicrocoelium dendriticum
Lineage: Eukaryota; Metazoa; Platyhelminthes; Trematoda; Plagiorchiida; Dicrocoeliidae
Source: the annotation of a GenBank genome assembly